Molecule: messenger RNA, 4263 nt
Organism: Octopus sinensis (East Asian common octopus)
Lineage: Eukaryota; Metazoa; Mollusca; Cephalopoda; Octopoda; Octopodidae
Exons: 3
Coding region: 515-913 (132 amino acids)
Source: RefSeq, a predicted model, not a curated record
AUACUAAGCUACUUUCAUUCUCGUUUCAGCUACCGCCAGCAAACCCCUCCCUCGUUUCUCACUCUCUCUCAGCCGACUGUUGCGCCAGCAGUCAGCAAUUAACACCAACACCAACAACAACAAUAAUAAUAAUCGUAACAAUAACAACAACAUCGUUAUAUUAAAAAGCAGGAGCAGCCACGACCCAGUUGACUGAAAAGAAGGGGAAAAAAAAUCCACUGGCAAUUUAAAAGUGCUUGGGUGAGAGAGAGAAGAAUGGCGACUCUACUAUACUCAAAGUUGAGAAGGGUUUCCUUCUCCCCAAGCUGAUUCUGGUGCCGUUUUUUAAUACCAAAGUCCUCACCAGACCGAAAUAUCUACCCCUCAUAGAUAUAACCGUAUAUAGAAACACAGAUUUAUACAUAUAUAUAUCUGUAUUAAAGAGAAAAACAGCCGUGAUUUACGUCUAAAGUGCAGUUCUUUUUUUAUUUUUAAUAUUAUUUCAUCGUUCGUACACACAACUACCUUUUUGGAUAUGUCUACCACGCAGGGUGAUUUGUCGGCCCUUGGGCCUCCGCCAUCCUAUGAUUCUGUUAUGCAAGGUGAAGCCUACUCUGGUGUUCCAGCGCAUGGCCCUUACCAGCCAGCUCCCCCAUAUUCUCAGAUUCCUGGUUAUAGCACACAUCCUCAACAACCUUACAACCCAUCAAAUAUUGGCUUUACACCAUAUGGAGUACCACCACAGCAAACAGUACCACCCAUGGUAGUGACAGGGCAACCAUCACAUGUUCAAACCUACCCAACAACAGUUAUUGAUUCCACCGGACAAGGAGCACAAGCAGUACCAAACCACAGCCGACGACGAAUCAUGGCCAUCCUCCUUGUUAUCUUUCUGCCGCUCUGCCUUUUUAUAUUCAUAUACCUUCUUUUUUGAUCCCCUCAACAACCUGGACCCAUUUCCUUCGUCCCCCAAAGACAUUUUACGUUUUGUUAUCGAUGAACCUCAUAUAAAGGGCUUUGUGGCUGUUUUGUUAUUUGCCCUCCUCCUCUCUCUCUUUACCCCCUUCUGUUGGUACCCCUACAUCACUACAUUGCCUUGUCUGGUUAUUUAAAACUGUGAAUGCUAUUCUGUGUGACAUGGUGACUAUAAUGUGUAACAUAAAUAGAAUGAUCUGUGACAGAACACAUCAGACAUUGAACAAUUAUGUUACAAGUCAUUACAAUCUGUUACACUAUGUUACAUCAUAUACAAGUCACAAUGAUCUAUUACAAACUUUGUCAUGUUACAAGUCACUAUGAUUUGCUACAAACAGUCUCCUGUUACAAGUCACUGUGGUCUGUUAAAAAUGACUGAUUUAUAAUACUGUUGGAAGUCACUAUGAUGUUACACAAUGGCAUGUUACAGCUCUAUGAUCUGAUACACACCACAUUGUUUCAAGUCACUAUGAUUUGCUACAAACAGUCUCCUGUUACAAGUCACUGUGGUCUGUUAAAAAUGACUGAUUUAUAAUACUGUUGGAAGUCACUAUGAUGUUACACAAUGGCAUGUUACAGCUCUAUGAUCUGAUACACACCACAUUGUUUCAAGUCACUAUGAUUUGCUACAAACAGUCUCCUGUUACAAGUCACUGUGGUCUGUUAAAAAUAACUGAUUUAUAAUACUGUUGGAAGUCACUAUGAUGUUACACAAUGGCAUGUUACAGCUCUAUGAUCUGAUACACACCACAUUGUUUCAAGUCACUAUGAUUUGCUACAAACAGUCUCCUGUUACAAGUCACUGUGGUCUGUUAAAAAUGACUGAUUUAUAAUACUGUUGGAAGUCACUAUGAUGUUACACAAUGGCAUGUUACAGCUCUAUGAUCUGAUACACACCAUAUAGUUUCAAGUUGCAAUGGAUCUGUUAAACUGUUACAAGUUGCUACAAUGUGUUACAUAUGCUACAGCUCACCAUAGUCUGCUACAAACUGUAUUAUGUUACAAGUCACUAGUCACCAUGAUCAGUUACAGACCAUGUUACAUUGCAAGUCACUAUGAUUUUUUGCAAUAUAUUCUGUUACAAGUCAGUGAUCUGUGACACAGUGGUAUAUUACAAGUCACUAUGACCUGUUAACAUACCAUGUUACAAAUCGUUGUGACCUAAUACAUACCAUGUUAUGUUACAAGCUAUGGUGGUCUGGUACAUACCAUGUUACAAGUCACAGCACUCUAUCUCUACAUCUUGACAUUCAAUAUGAUUAGAAUAUGGUUUAUCUCUUCUGAAUUACGGUUUUGUGACUGAAACAUUGCGACCUGUAUGUAAUGAGUAACAACUUCACACACACACAGGAUUAGUUGCCUCAGCAGAUUCAGUGAGACCAAAUCAUAUAAUGGUAGAUGGAAACUGUGUGGAAGCCUGUCAUGUAACUACACAUGCACACAUACAUAUAUAUGUGUGUGUGUGUGUCUCUAUCAAUGUGUAGGUGUCUUUGUGCCUGCGAUUGCACCCCACCCACUAAUUUACAAUUGGUGUUGGUUCAUUUGCAUCCUAGUAGCUUAGCAGUUUUGCUGAAAAGACUAUAGAAUAAGUAUCAUCAAUCAAAAAAAAAAAAAAUUACUGGGGUCAAUUUGUUUGACUGAAAUCCUUUCAAGGUAGUGCCCCAGCAAGGCCACAGUCCCUAGACUGAAACAAGUAAAAGAGGGAAGAUUUCGUUUCAUUGAUUUUUGUAAAUAACUUCCUAAACUGAAUCAAAACAAACCAAAAAAAUGAUUGCUUGACUUAUUGGUAUCAUAUUUCUCAGACACACUCCAACUGCUUGAUCCUUAAAUAUACUGUGUCCACUCUCUGACUUUUCAAUGGUCACUACUACCAUGGCGGUAGUUAUUCCUUACUGCUGAAAGCCUCCUAUAAUCUCAUCUCGGGCUUUACUUACUUGCUUAUCUCUCCUUCUCCUUGUCUCCCAUAUUGCCUACCUGAAAUAACCAUUGUCCCCACUCACCAUCUUGAGAAUCACUGCUCUACAUGGUUGCUCAACCUGCUAGAAAUAGCAGUCACAACCAUAUCUCCCUCACGCCACACUCUGCUGCCUUAUAAAAGGGAGAAAUGCACAUUAGACAAUGAGGCACUAGACGGUGUAGGUCACUAUUGGAAUGUCUCUGAUGAUAGGAAUCUACUCAAUGAAGUGUUCACAAGGUAAGAGCUCGAAAUGUUAAUGAAACCUGCUAGAAAUAGCAGCCACUGCUGUAUCUCCCUCUUAUCACACUCUGCUGCUUUAUCAAAAGGAGAACAUUAGACAAUUUAGUCCUAGACACACCAAAUAUGGACAGUGUAGGUCACUGCUGGAAUGUCUCUAAUCAUAGGAAUCUACUCAAUAAAGAGUUCACAAGGUGAUGGAAGCCUGCUAGAAAUAGCAGCCACAGCCAUAUGUCCCUCAUGUCACACACUGCUGCCUUUUAAAAGGGAGAAAUGACAUACAUUAGACAUUAGACCCAACUAGGCUCUGCCAUCUAAAUCCUCAACUCCUCUUUUCUCUUCAGAAUAUCAGCCUUCUCGAUUUCCAUGUGACAUGCCACCAUUUGUAACACAUUUGUAUGGCGGCGAGCUAGCAGAAAGGUUAGCACGCCGGGCGAAAUGUGUAGCCGUAUUUCGUCUGUCGUUACGUUCUGAGUUCAAAUUCCGCCGAGGUCGACUUUGCCUUUCAUCCUUUCGGGGUCGAUAAAUAAAGUACCAGUUUCCCACUGGGGUUGAUGUAAUCGACUUAAUUCCUUUGUCUGUCAUUGUUUGUCCCCUCUAUGUUUAGCCCCAUGUGGGCAGUAAAGAAAUACAUUUGUAACACAACUGAUGGUAGUUACAUAAAUGCAUCCCUUUUUUAACAUGUUGCAGUAAAAACCUGUAACAUGCAGUUACUAGAUGUCACUAAGUGAGGACCUGGUUAUGCAUGUUACAUAGCACACAUCACACACCAGAUGCUGUUACUUCCAUUCUGGUCAUGUGAACAGGUCAUACAUUGAUUUUUUUUUUUUUUUCAAAUAUUUUUAUAAUGAAAUCACAUGACCCAGUCACAUGUAACCCUCUACAUAGUUUUUAUCCUGAUUUCUCCUGUUUAUUUAUUUAUUUAUUUUUUUUCUGCUGCCACUAACUUGUAACUAAUCAAGAAUAAUGUUAAUUUAAUCAAUUUGACUGGUUUCAGAGAUCCUCGAUAGGCCCAUGAAUGAACACAGUUCCUUUCCUCUGGACCAAACCAAUAAAUAGAUCAGUCUCAGGCAAACCUAUUAGCCCCCUGAGACAUGCUGAAUGACCACACCUAU